Molecule: messenger RNA, 1584 nt
Organism: Lindgomyces ingoldianus
Lineage: Eukaryota; Fungi; Ascomycota; Dothideomycetes; Pleosporales; Lindgomycetaceae
Product: MFS general substrate transporter
Exons: 3
Coding region: 1-1584 (527 amino acids)
Biological process (GO): transmembrane transport
Cellular component (GO): membrane
Molecular function (GO): transmembrane transporter activity
Source: RefSeq, a predicted model, not a curated record
AUGUACGAAUCCUACCUUUUCACCCUCAUCAUGCCAGCCGCCAUCCUCGCCUAUAUCAAUGCCGAUCUUGGCCCAGACCCCAAAUAUCCCUGGAUAACAGUGUGCUGGAACCUCGGAGCUGCUAUCAUCGUCACCGUAGGCGGUCGUCUCGCCGACAUCUUUGGCCGUCGAUGGUUUCUCCUAACAGGCGCGGUGUCAGCCGCAGUCGGCGCCCUCGUCGGCGCAACCGGACAAUCCAUAAACCAAAUGAUUGUUUCUGGUGUGCUCUUCGGUUUUGGCGGCGGCUUCCAAGAAAUGUGUUUCGCUUGUGCUCAAGAACUCGUUCCGAACCGGUACCGCUUUGCUACACUCGGCAUUAUGAUUCUCGCAAACCAUGUCAGUAGUUUUGGACCGCUGAUUGGAUAUGCGUUUAUUACCUAUACGAGUAUUGGGUGGAGAGCGUGCUAUUGGUUUUGCUUUGCGUUUGAGAGUGCGACGGCGAUUAUGUUGUGGCUGUUCUACAUGCCGCCUAGUUUUGAGACGAAACAUGAGGACGAUUAUAAGACGAAAUGGCAGCUGGUGAAGGAAUUGGAUCAUAUGGGACUGUGGUUGUUUACAGCAGGAUGCUUACUCUUGCUCUUGGGUUUGAAUUGGGCAAGUGUAACGUACCCCUGGUCAAGCGCGCAUGUCGUGGCACCCAUUGUGAUAGCAUUUGCAUGCUUCAUAGUGCUCGGAUUCUGGGAAGUUUACGCAAACCUCAAAUAUCCCAUUCUACCCCCAAAGCUGUUUGUUAAAUGGCGAGAGUUCACCGCUCUUCUUGUUGUCUGCUUCGUAGCCGGCAUGCUCUACUAUAGCAUGAACGUACUUUGGCCGCGGCAAUCGUCCCUUCUCUUCGUUCCCGCAGGCGACACAAUCAUUCGUGGCGUCUACGCCAAUAUGGUGUCAUUUGGCACUAUAAUCGCUGGUUGGUAUUGCGUCCUAGUAAUGCCUUGGGUGGGACACGAACGGUGGCAGCUCGUUACGCUCAUCUGCGCUCAAACAGCCCUAAUCGGAUCCAUGGCAAGCAUCGGUAUCAACGACAAAGCCCAAGCGAUUGCUACGGUCGUAAUCGUGGCCGCGUGCAACCUACCCCCAAGCCCCUUGAGUUUCGGAAUGGUUAGUCUAGGCCUGGAUGACCAGAGUGACAUCGGCGUCGCAGUGGGUCUAAUCUCAACAUUCCGCCUUAUCGGCGGCGCCGUCGCAACCAGUAUCUACGUAUCCAUUUACACAUCGCGAUACCAGUCUAACAUCACACCUAUCCUUCACCGUUUGACGCAGGACACCGGAUACACUGGGUCCUUCCAGGCUUUGCUGAAGGCGACCGCGGCAAAUACUCAAGCGACGUAUGCGAAGGUUCCGGGGAUUACUCCGGAGACUAUGCAGGCGGCUAUGUUAGCUGUUAAGACGUCGUAUGUGGGUGCGUUUAGGCUGGUGUAUUUGGUAGCAAUUGCGUUUGGGGUUUGUGCAAUUGCGAGUGCGCUCAGUACGAGAAGUGUGGAGAAGGCGAAGAAGAGUAAUGAGCAGGCUGUUAGGCUGGAGACGGAGAAGGAGAAUAUAUUGGUUUGA